CGUUGGAUACGGACAACAAAUGCUUGGCCACCCUGUCGUCGAUUCGCUUAAAGCGACGACGUGGUCCGAUUCUCACCUGUUUAUUUUCUUUGCGUACUUUCCCAUCUAGAUUAGAAGAACAAACAUUGGCGAAACGACUUGUCUAGUCUCGGCAAUAGCCCACAAUGUUUUCGUCACCAGAACCCAUAUUUCGCACCACCAGCCCGCAGCUCAACAUCCAGCUCGACACCGGCGACAAGCACUCCUUCAGCCCCGGCGACACCAUAAUCGGCAGGGUGGUCCGGCAGGCGCCCAUCGUGGCCCCGCACGGCUCGAUCCGGCUGUCGCUGCACGGGCGGUCGCUCGUCAGGGUGGACGAGUCGUCGGGCGGCAAGGACAAGACGUACACGGGCGAGGUGCGGCUGCUCCAGGGCGGCAGGCACACGCGGGUGCUGUUCGAGGGCCCGCUGCACGUGGCCGAGGGCCCGGGCGGCGUGGCGCAGUCGUGGGCCUUUGCCGUCGACGUCCCCACGCACGUCGAGCUGGAGCGGCCCGACCUCGGCCUCGGCGGCAACCAGCACUCGUUCGUGCCCGUGCCGCCCGACUGCACCACCGGCCGCUACGCGCUCCCGCAGACCUUUUCCCGCACCGGCGGCCGCUCGUCGGCCCGCAUCGAGUACUACCUCGAGGCGGUGCUGCAGUACCGCACCCACGGCGGCAGCUCCGGCAGGACCGUCGCGGCCACGCUGCCCGUCGGGAUCCGCACGCCGAACCACGCGCCGCCCAUCGCGGACCUGCGCCCCGUCAAGCGCCGCCGCCUGGCCUUUGUGCAGUCGUUCCGCCUGCUGCCGGGCAUGGACGGGCCCUCGGCCCGGCUUUCGCUGCUGCAGAGGGCGCAGUCCGCCGUCGGGUCGCGCCGGGUGCCCAUGCUCUGGGGCCAGUGGGAGCUGACGUCGCCGACCGUCGUGCAGCCGGGCAACCCGACGCCGCUGCCCAUCUGCGUGCGCUUCAUCCCCGACGCCCGGCGGUCCUCCCCGGCCGUGCGCGGCAGCCCCGCCCCCACCGUCCGCCUGCUGUCGCUGGUGCUGCGCGUGCAGAGCCUCGCCGUCGUGCAGUGCCGCGGCGGCUGGGCCGACGGCGCGCCGAGGCGGCAGACGUGCGCGCGCGCCAGCGAGUGCGCCAGCAUCUGGCCGCCGCGCGGGGCCGGGCUGCCGGGGAGGCACCUGCUGGGGCGCAAAGAGUGGAGGGCCGUCUGCGAGCGGCAGGCGCCCGUCUACGUUCCCUGCGCGGACGAGUGGCCGGCGCUGGAGGUUGGGGCGGAGGCCGGGUUCAGCCUCGGGGGCGGGGGGCAGGGCGCGGGGCGGCUUCUGCUGCCGCUGCUGACGCCGACGUUUGCGACGUUCAACGUCCGCCAGCACUACCGGUUCGAGUACGAGAUCGAGGCCCUGGUCGCGGGCGAGGAGGUCAAGAUUCCCAUCAGCGAGGUGGUGACGGUCCUGCCGCCGUCCGAGGACGGGCCCGGCGGUGCGCCGCAGGUUGCCACGCCUGGGAAUGCGCAGGGUGAGUGGACGCCGUCGCCGUUGGAGGGGCGAUCCGAGUCGUGGAUCCGUCCACCUUGCGAGUCUGGGGCGCCGCCUUCGUUUGAUGAGGCCGUGUCGGGGGCGGGCGGCCAGCAGAUGGCAAGUAUCCAUGACUAG
Pyricularia oryzae 70-15 is the source of this 1676-nucleotide messenger RNA. RefSeq lists its product as uncharacterized. Bases 165 to 1676 code for a protein of 503 amino acids. The record is from RefSeq and is a predicted model, not a curated record. Lineage: Eukaryota; Fungi; Ascomycota; Sordariomycetes; Magnaporthales; Pyriculariaceae. The transcript is spliced from 2 exons.